Messenger RNA from Oncorhynchus kisutch (coho salmon), 10542 nucleotides. Its product is annotated as disks large-associated protein 4. Lineage: Eukaryota; Metazoa; Chordata; Actinopteri; Salmoniformes; Salmonidae. The record is from RefSeq and is a predicted model, not a curated record. Gene Ontology annotation, cellular component: postsynaptic specialization; glutamatergic synapse. The transcript is spliced from 12 exons. Gene Ontology annotation, molecular function: molecular adaptor activity. Gene Ontology annotation, biological process: signaling. The coding region runs from base 123 to 3755 and encodes 1210 amino acids.
AGGAAACUCCUUUCUAUCGAGACCUUGGCUCCUGAAGAAUGAGCAGCCAAUGAGUCAUCCUCCAGGCCUCUCGUCUCUCCCUGGCUGGGGAGUCUUCUAGAAGGGGGCCCCUCCUGACCACCAUGAAAGGGUUAGGAGCCAACCGCAAUCGCUCCGACUCCUGCGACCCCACCCAGGGCCCCCCGGAGCCCCUGUACCCCCACCAGGCCUCCACACUGCCUCGGAGCCCCUACCUUCUCAGCCCCACCAGCAUGGACCACUACGGCACCAUGGACCCGCACCACUACAACCCCUCUGUGGACCACCACUACAAUCAGGGCUCCCUGCCCCCGGACUAUUCUCUCCCUCUCAACAACCAGCUGUCCAACAGCAGCACCUUCCCCCGCAUCCAUUACAACGCCCACUAUGACCCGUCCGACUUCUCCCCGCCACAGGGGGACAGCAUCGGGGGCAUUAGCACGGGAACCCUGGGCACCUCCAUGUCCAUGGGCAUGGGAAUGGGCAUAGGGAUGCAUGGCUCGAGUGGCAUGGGGGGCCUGCAGAGCAGUCGGGGGCCCAUGAUCACCAGCGGCUCUGCCACCAUCUCCGGCGGGGCCAAGAUGAACCGGCAGCUGGCGCCUAACUUGCUGGACCAGUUGGACAAGCAGCUGCCUGGGGGGCCCAGAGAUGGCUUCAGCACACUGCAGUUCCACCGGAGCACAUCGGCCGCCCUCUCCGCCGCCUCCAAGCAGCGCACCGACAGCCCCGGGCGCAUCCGUAACCUGGUGUGCUCUGUCCAGAAGCUCUUCGCCAAGUCACAGUCCAUGGAUGGCCAUAACCUCAAGGGUGUCAACGGGCGUUCGGGGGCAGGAAGUGGCAGCGGUGGGACCUCAUCCGGGACCGAGGACGGUGGGAAGCGGGACCAGCGAGCAAAGAGCAAAGACCGGGGCGGGUCCAAGUCAGAUGGGGGCGGGACGGGCAAGCGGCGGCCGCGUUCCAACAUGUCGGGCUACUGGAGCUCGGACGACCUGGACAGUGCUGACCUCAGCAACUACCGCAACCCCAUAGCCAUGACACUGGGACGACCCACAGCGCAUGCCACCCAGCACGCCACCCACGGUACUGCCUACGAUUCCCAGCAGGGGGCACUACAGCAGCAGCAGGGGCACCAGAGCCGCUACGUGGUCCACAGCGGAUACAACACCAUCAGCUCAUCCAAGAGCCACAACGAGGUCAUAAAGUAUCAACAGGCACUGCCAGGACCUGGGGGCGGAGGUGGGGGCGGAGGAGGAGGUGGGAUCAGCAUGGGGGUGAACAGUAAUGACUUUAUGAAGGGGGGUUCGUGGUCGACACUGACCCUGGGUCAGCCCAGACAGGUGCUGCAGAAGGGCCACUCGGCCACCCUGGACCGGUCCAUGCUCAAGUCCAAGUCAUGCCAGCAGGAGCUGGCCUGCAACUACCUGCAAGUGGGCCGACAGGGGGACUGGAGUAACACGCUGGGUCGCAGCGGUGGAGUAGCCGGAGCCAACGAGAUCCCAUGCAGGCGCAUGCGGAGUGGCAGCUACGUGAAGGCCAUGGGUGACCUGGAGGACAGCGACGACUCAGACGUCAGCAUCAAGCCCUCGCCCAAAAUGGCCGCCCGCCGCCAGAGCUACCUCAGGGCCACCCAGCAGUCUCUGAGCGACCAGCAACCGUCACGCAAGAGCAGCAGAGCCCUGGAUUACGCCAUGCUGCAGGGGGAGCUGGAGGCACUGUGGUCUCCUCUGCACAGUGUGUCCUCUCUGCACCAACUGGGCAGCUGUCUUCCCUCUCUGAGAGAGCUGUCCACCAACCGUAGCCUGGACAACCUGGACUGUCUGGGGGGUCCGGUGGGGGGCUCCCUGUUCCCCCGCUGGGAUGAUGAGGACUUCAGCCAGGGUGGCGGAUGCAGCACCCUGGGGAGGAGCAGCUGCAUUAGCCAGCUACGAGACUUGGAGAUGUUGAGCCAACGCUACGAGGAUAGCUGUGCCGAGUCGUCGUUCCGAGAUUCCCACACACUCUCGCGCUCCCAUUCCCAGGCAGUGGAGCCUCCCGAUCUACCCAUGCCCACGUGCUUCCGAUCUCGUAGCCAUAGCUACCUGCGGGCCAUCCAGGCCGGAUGCUCGCAGGAUGACGACACUGCUUCUGUGGACUCGGAUUCGCCGCCGCCAACCGCCACUACUGUUCGUACCUACAGCACCAGCACUGUCUCCACAUGCAUCACCACCUGUAAGAAGCCGGCGCCCCCGCCCGUGCCUCCCCGCACCACCUCCAAGCCCUACAUCUCGGUGACGGUGCAGAGCAGCACAGAGUCGGCCCAGGACACCUACCUGGACCACCAGUCUGAGCGCGACCGUCGCAGCGAGACCAUCACCAGCCAGUCUAGCCAGGCACACAGCAAUUCCUCCGACAGCCUCGACAGCACGCGCGCCAACAGCCUGGCUCGGGGUGUCCCUCGGCCUAUCCCCAUGCCCGUCGCCAUCCACCGGGAACCCCUCGCCACCACCGUCCACCACGCCACCACCGGGACUGACACCAAUGACUCCCACCAUGAACCCCUGAGGACAGGCGGCAGCAGAGGGAGCCUGGCAGCAGAGGAGCCACGAGCGGACAUCGUGCCCCGGAGAAAGCUAUCCUCCAUAGGGAUACAGGUUGACUGCAUUCAGGAGGAAGUCCAGCGAGAGGAGACACCGCCACCGCCAUUGGCCAGAUUCCAGUCAAUCGGAAUCCAGGCGGACGACGGCUGGCACAGUUGCUCCAGUAGCAUGGCCUCCAAGCAGGAGACAGACUCUGACACACAGGACCUUCCCAUCAACUCGCACGCCAACUUCCACGCCAAGCCCGCCGCCGAGAAGAAGAGCAUGGUCAACAGCGCCUGCCAAUCCAUGGCCUCGCCCCCGUGCAGCGGCCAGGUCAGCAAGGGCAACGGAUCAAAUCCCACCGUUGACACCAGUACGUCGCCACCUCCGCUUCGGCAGAUCCUCAACCGCUCCACCACACGGUCCGACUCCUCCGACUCCUUCUCCGAGAGCAUGGACCCGGCCCUGGACCCCUCAUCCCUGCCCCCUCCGGACCCCUGGCUGGAGAGCGGGAACGGAAAUAGCGGUAGCGGGAACCCUAAUGCGGUGCCCCCUCCAGGCCCUGCCUGCCGGCGGGACGGCCACUGGUUCCUCAAGCUGCUGCAGGCGGAGACGGGCCGCAUGGAGGGCUGGUGCCAGCAGAUGGAGCAAGAGACCAAAGACAACCAGCUCUCAGAGGAGGUGUUGGGGAAGGUCCGCAGUGCAGUGGGCAGUGCUCAGCUCCUCAUGACCAAGAAAUUUGAGCAGUUCAGAGGGCUGUGUGAACAAAACUUGAAUGUGAACGCCAACCCGCGGCCCACAGCCCAGGACCUGGCGGGCUUCUGGGACCUGCUGCAGCUCUCCAUCGAGGACAUCAGCCUCAAAUUUGACGAGCUCUACCAACUCAAGUCCAGCGACUGGCAGUCCCCUGCCGUGGCCCACUCGCCCCCCGAGCGGAAGGAGGACAAGAAAGAGGCCCCUCCUCCAGUGCCAAAGAAGCCCGGUAAGGGGAGGCCGGUGCUGGGCCGCGAGAAGAGCGCCGACUCCGCCUCGUCCACCUCUUCGGCGGAGAAGCAGCGGACGGAGGCCCGCAAGCGCCUACUGGCUGCCAAGAGGGCCGCCUCGGUCCGGCAGAACUCGGCCACGGAGAGCGCCGACAGCAUCGAGAUCUAUGUCCCUGAGGCCCAGACUCGCCUCUAAGAGAGAGAGCGAGAGAGAGAGAGAGAGAAACUGGGAUGGAGGAAGGGAUGAUGGCGGAGGGAGAGAGGGAGGGUUGGGGUCUUUUCACCACACGCAGGGUCGUCUGGUUUUGAUGGCCGCCAGUCUACAGUAGAUGGAGUGAGAAACAAAGAGAGAGAACUUUUGGGCUGUAGACUAUAUGGGGAAUGCUUGUCUCCUCUCACGAGGCUGCAAUGGAAAAACCUAAACCACAGCCUUUGUUACAAUUUUUUGAACUUUUUGGGGGGUUAUUUUAUUAGGAUCCCCAUUAGCUCUUGCGAAAGCAGCAGCUACUCUUCCUGGGGUCCACACAAAACACGAAACAUGACAUAAUGCAGCUCACAUUUAAAACGCCGCAGAUAGCCUACAUACCAGUACAUACACACAAAAGUAUUUCGCAAAUGAUGACAUUUUUUUUGUUGAUGGUAUUAUUAUUAUUAUUAUUAUUAUCUCAUUAAGAAACUAUAUCAAGACUAUUUUAGAUGUACCUGUAUCUUGGCUAUAAGAGAUCUAAUAUGCGGACAAGAGUAAGCGUUUGUGCUUUCCAAUGCCCCUCCCUCUCCCUUGCCUUGGCCAACCCAUAGUUUGCACAACACCACCAUGCGGUCAAAUGUACACACACUUAUUCGGAGGAGCGCGCACACACACACACACACACACACACACACACACACACGCAUCAGACCCACAGCUAUCUUAUGUCUUCCUGGUGCUUUUUUGUUUUCAUUGUGUUUAUCUGUUUUGUAUGAGCCCUUGCCUGCAGCUCUAGAUUCAUGAGCAGUUUCGGAGAGCAGGGCACUGAAAACUGAAUUAGGAAAUAGAGGAUUGGGGUAUUUCAUGUCAAAUACCACAACUUUAUAUAAGUGAGAUCUAUUGAAAACAUAAUGUAUGUUUUUGUCCAACCUUUUUAAAGAUAUAUCUGAAAAAAAGAAUCGGUACUUUAUAACCGACUCGAACUACACUCACACGUCGAUAUUUACUGCAAUAACGUUUGAAGAUCCUACUUUUCCAUUGAGAUAUUGUUUUCUGCCAUUUUUGGUCUGAGGAUGUAUUCAUCAGCCAAUGGCCACAGUCCCAUGACAAUGGCCACACUUUGCACUCGCAUGUGUCUCCAUUGGUCUGUGAAUUUACUAAUCGGUCCUUUUUAUAAGGCACCACACAGGGGGAAAAAACAGACUGAAACCUGGUGGAAACUCUCAUUUAUUUUUCCAUUGCAAAAUGUUUCGCUACGUUGUUUCCUAAUGAAUACAACCAUGGUGUAGGUAUAUCAGAUCAAUUGAAUAUAAUUCAGGUUUUGUGGAAAACGUAGACAGGACCACCAUUGAGAACUGUCCCACUGGGCAAAAAGUGAUUGAGUUUUUAUUGUUUCCUUGUUAUUUCAGGAUGCUUUUAACAACGUUAUCAUGCUGCAUCAUUGUGGCUAUUUCAUUGAACAUUUCAAAAGUCUGUGGGUUUUAUAAAGUAGGUACUUCUAGCAACUCAAGCUUGUUGCGGCAGCAAUAUAAUUCAAAAUGGUUUCUCUCCCAAACUUCUGCCUCAACUUCCCUCUCUACAAUUCACCUUUUUGUGUUUUGGCAUCACAGUUUUUUAAUAUUGUAAAUGAGUUUGCACAGAUGCUAGUGUGUUUCACAUAUGGGACCACUACUCGGUAUGCAUGGGAAAGUUGUGGUUAGUUCCACCUCAAAUCCCAGUCACGUUAACCAUUAAUUCCAUUUCAAAUCUCUAUAGGAUAGCAAAUGAAACUAAGGCCAAUUCAGACUUGAGGUUAAGCAUCAAAUAACUUUGACUAAUGCCUGCUAAAUGACAGUGGUUCUAUUCGACUAUUCUCCACACUGCACAUACCCAUGUAAAUGGUCUGUGAUUCACUGCACUGCAUAUUCAGUGCUACUGUAUGGCUUUUCCCACGUCACAGUUCCUGACCAGGCGGCCUAUUCAAAAGAGAUGGAGAAAGGAAAGGACACAACUCGAGGAAGGAUUAGGAGACUAGGAGAGGAAACUGCUUUAGACUAUUUCAGUAGCACUAUGUGAAACCAUGUUGGAAGCUCUCUUACCCCCCCCCCCCCCCUACAGGUAAUAGUUUGCACUUCAUCUCAAUUGUCCAUGACAGUUUUGGAGGGAAGGAUUUCAUUCUUGAAUGUAGCAGAACACAUUGUUUGCAUUAAAGAUGUUUAACUAAGCACCCUGUCACACCACUGCCUACCAUUGUUGCAGUUUUCUUACUUUUUUUGUUAAAUAUCAUCCCUAGCUACCUACGUUUUUUAAAAAUUGAAACAAAUGAUUACAUCUCUUUAUAGUACAUCUAUUUGUAAUUUUUUUUGACAUUUAUUUUUUGUUGGUCCUUUAACAAAAAAGAAAUGCAUUACAUUUCUGCCUGUGGUAUGUAUAGCCACUUUUUUAUUUAACCUUUAUUUAACUAGGCAAGAACAAAUUCUUAUUUUCAGUGACAGCCUAGGAACAGCGGUUUAACUGCCUGUUCAGGGGCAGAACGACAGAUUUGUACCUUGUCAGCUCAGGGGUUUGAACUUGCAACCUUCCGGUUACUAGUCCAACUCUCUAACCACUAGGCUACCCUGCCGCCCCAUAUAGCCAUCACGUGAUUCACUCUCUCAAGGGGCCUGUAAAUGUGGAAAAUGGAAUGAUUCCAGUCAAGUGAUUUAAAAAGUAGCCUAAUCGCUCAUCUAAUAAAACAUAUUAACCUUGUCAAAUGCAAAUAUCGGUAAUACAUUCUUUAUCUGGGUGUGAGAGAUCAAUACAUUUUGAAAUGCAAUGGUAUUUAUUUCACCACUUGGGGACAUUUGUUAGAGUGUACCUGUCAAAAGUUGGUGAUUUUCAAAUGAUGAAACUCUGAUGAAGACCGCUUGCUGUCGAAAACCAUUAGUAACUAAAUCAUAGCAUCGGAGCUACUAGAGUGUAGCUAGUGUAGCCUUUCCUUUUCUCUAAACAUAUUUAGCUUUCUCUAAAAGACUCCAAUGGUUGCGGGGAGACGCCAUGGGUGUGACCCAAGUGGCACCCUAAUUCCCUACAAAGUGAACGCGCUUUGAAAGUACUUUUCAAAAGUAAUGCACUGUUUUUUAGGGAGUAGGGUGCAAUUUGAGACAACUUCUAUAAAAAAGGCAGAGUGAACUGUAUACUACCAGUGAACAGCAUUUUCACAGUUGGUCAUUACAAAAAUGCUUCCGACCAUACAUUUCCAACAAGUACUGUUUAAAAAGAAUGUAUUUUAUAGCUAAUUAAGACUUUUAGUGGUAGCCAGAUACUGGUUCAUUGUGUUUGUUUCUUGUUGUUUGACAAAACACUGAAGAAUGCAGUCUCCUCCCCCUUCUCACUAUCUCUCACACACUAUGACCAACUGCUAAUGAAUGUUCUCCGUCCAAAUCCACGUGGUUUCCCCUUUGCUACACAUGGCUAGGGCGUGCAGUAGUGACAUGGAACUCUACCUACAUCUUCACUAUAUGUCAGAGUCAAAACCAAUGACUUUUCUUCCAUUUCCCCCCCCCCCCCCAACAUGUUCUCCUGCACCAUAUUGCCGGUGACAAACACUACCUUUCCCUGCUCAUUAAUUAGUGGUUCCUCAGUUGUUCCAAUGGCUCAGUCUGUUGAAGAUGGUGCUCGCAACACCCGGGUCACCACAUGGGACAUAUACAAUGUGUUCGGUUGAAUAAAAACGACAUUCACUUAUUUUUACUUAAGUCAUUCCAACCAUAUGCCUGGUUGCUUGUCAGCUAGUUGCUCCAUUUCUCAUUUCUCAUUUGGGGGUUAUUUUUCUCCCCACCACCACAGUGACAGAAUAGCCUGAGCAUCAGGCUUUGCAUUGGAAAGGCCUGGCUUUUAUUGGCCAUCAUCCCCCCUCCUGGGAAAAGGUCGGUCUUGAUUGCAGCCUAUUGUUUGCUGUUGUGUGUUUGCCUGAAUUGCUGAUGGCCCCCUUUUGCUCUGCUCAGUAAACGGCGGGGUGUCAAUGGCUCUGCUCCCUCUCUGUGAAUAAGUCAUCUCCAGGCUUUGUGUGACAAUCACUUGUCAUUGGUGAUUUGAUCAUUUACCAGGAAGGGGGUUGGGUGUGUCUGACAAGUUGUGUUCUUGGUUUGCUCUUGUGACCAAUGUAGUUAGACGUGGGUAUUUGUUUUUCAUGCUUAUUCUGGACCAUUCCAACUCGUUUCUCUGGUGUUUUGUAAUCCAGUGCCUUGGACUUGGAUGCAUUCUGUUAUAACAUGAGGCUCCCGAGUGGCGCGGUGGUCUAAGGCACUGUAUCUCAGUGCAAGAUGCAUCACUGCAGGAGCUGGUUUGAAUUUAGGCUGCACCACAUUGGGAGUCCCAUAGGGCGGUGCACAGUUGGCCCAGGGUCGUCCGGGUUUGGCUGGGGUAGGCCGUCAUUGUAAAUAUAAUUUGUCCUCAACUGACUUGCCUAGUUAAAUAAAGGUAAUAAAAGGGCAGUGGAAGGUAGGCCAAGAAAGAAAACAAGUAGGCGGCCAGUACGAUACAGAAAAUUUUUACAACGAAUACAUACUGUAUAAGGAGCAGAUCGGCCUAUAGUGUAUAUAACAUCAGAACGCACGACUGCAACGCAUUUUGACUGAAAGAGUCUUCUUCAGGCAGGGGGAACAUAGGGGUAACAAGUGUUAUUUGUAGCACUAUAUAAGAGCCUGCUAGAUUGCGCAAAGCAAUUUAUAUUGUAAGUCGAUAACAGGGUAAUGGUCAUAUGAAGAAAAUAAUGAAACUGACUAUCAAUACUGAUAAGAAUGGAUGUCCUCCCCCCCCCCCCCCCCCCCCUAUCACUUCACUUGGGCUCCGGCGGGCCCCUUCUGGCCUUCCAAAACCACUUCCAGACACCCGUUUUCCAAGGUGGUUUCCCAUCCAAGCACUAAUCAGGGAUAAUCCUGUUAGUUUCAGAGGAAAGACAACUGAGAUCUGUCAACACUGCCAGCUUUAUUUUGAUUUGAGUCAGUUCCUGACAGGAAUUGAAAUAAUGUAAUAUGCAUAUGGUGAGAGAGAGAGAGAGUGCGUCAAGGACAAAAAAAAGCUAUUACAGGAUGACAAAGGCAGUCCACUUCUGCUCUAAUCUGCGUGAAUACGUAAAUGACAGCAACUGUCUGUCCCUGAGAGACUACGGCAGAGGCUUGUCUCAUACAUUUAAACAACCCACUGCUCCAAUACACAAACCCGAGGGACACACCUAGGCCAAUUUCCUCAAGAUGUUUAACCAAUGUCCUGAUUCUCUGUAGGCAUGAAAGAUCUUAUGACACGUGUUGAGGUGUUUUAAGCGUUUGUUUCGGAGAUUUAGAUCUAGGCCUUACCCAGGUGUAAUGGAUUGGUCGAUAUUCACAAUGUCACAUUUUGCUUGAAAUUAUGAAGCCAUUGUUUUGUUUAGAGGAAAUCGAGUGACUAAUUGACAAAGGCCAGUUGAAAUACUCUUAAACCAACAACAACAACUUUAUCAUGGUCCCUUUGGUGUAGAUUACACAGUGUACACUGACUUGAUGUGUUCCAUGAAACUGCAUUUGACCAUGCUGUUUUCAUGUGCAUUAAAUGUGUUCACUUGAUAUUCUCAUGAGUUGUAGGUCUGCAUUGGUAGCAAACCUCCACAAGGAAGAGAUGUUUUAGACUGUCUUAUAAUUCACAGCUCUUGUUUAUUAUAAUGGUAUUUUCAAGGCUUUACAAUAUUGGUAAAGUUUGGCCAUGUUCCAAUUCCUUACUGCAUUUAGCGAUGCUGUUUGUCUUGUCACACUUAAUCUUCUUAUAAUUCAGAAGUGUUUUUCACAUCACCAGUUUUGACUCGACUCAUCUGUGCUGUUAGUGAGUGUGACAUAUUAGGGUGGUCAACAAUCUUUUUGGAUGUGUUCACCAUGGAAUUCUGACUACGGGCCAUUUCCUGAACGUUUUUUCUACAUCUUCAAACUUCUAGAAGACAUGACUGUCGUGGUGGACACUUGCCAUUCUCACUUGGACUCACAGCAAACUCAUUUCUGUGAGACUGAAGUCAAUUUGAACUGAUUUACAGUAUAUGACUCUCAAGGCUAGGAUACAACAAUACAUUUCAGGGGGUGCCCAGAUAGGGUACUCCAGGGUAGGAGUACAUGUCAUGCCACUCCCUGGUCCAAAGGCCUACGAAGCUAAAAUAAGCCCCCUCCUGAAUUGUCUGUCCGCUUUACUUUGUACCCUUGGCCUACAAGGGUUGGGAGAGGGAAAGAACCAACACUCUUACCACAGGAGAUAUGAAGCAAAAAAGAGAGACACUAUAACAAAAAAUAAUGAAAUAUUUUAUGAAACAAGCACAUAUUUUAUUGAAUAGGAUUUGUUCAUUAUUGAUAAUGCUAUACAAGUUAGGCUGUAUUUGUCAGGGUUUUCGGUUUAGUGUAAAAGGUUGAGAUGCAAUUAGAUUUACUCUGAUUCCUGUGACUAUCUACUCUGGUAACAUUAAAGCAUAUUAUGAAAUACAAAAUGAAUUGAGUAAAUUGGUUCUAUGCUAAGUUGAACAUGUUAUGAUAAAGUAAUUCACUAGCCUGGUCCCAGAUCUGUUUUGUGAUGUCUUGGCUUAUGGUCAUUGUAACGCAGCACAAACAGAUCUGGGACCAGUUAGUAAUUCCCCAUGUACUCAUCAAAAUCACAUUCUGUUGUAAAUAAGAACGAAAUCUGAAGGCAAGAGAACCGCUUAAUCUUUUACAAUGUUGUAGAUUUCUUUAUACAAUUUCAAAGAGCUCAUUUGUUCAAAUAUGUACUGUAUAACGAAGAGAGAAUAUCAUUCAAUAAAUUGCACACAAUACUUUUUCAAACCGUU